Molecule: messenger RNA, 2219 nt
Organism: Cottoperca gobio
Lineage: Eukaryota; Metazoa; Chordata; Actinopteri; Perciformes; Bovichtidae
Gene: map1lc3b
Product: microtubule-associated protein 1 light chain 3 beta
Exons: 4
Coding region: 235-615 (126 amino acids)
Source: RefSeq, a predicted model, not a curated record
AGCUGACAGGUUUGUUUUGCUUGCUCGAGCUCGUCCUGAUAACAACACAGCAAGAGGAAGGAAGCGACGACAUUAAACCAUCUCUAAACUAGAGUCCUUUAGUUUCACCAUUAAGCUACCAGCACAGUUCACCGCGGAGAGUUUUAUACUUCGUGUUUAGCUUUUAUAUUUUUGUUUUGAUACUGCUGCUACCUCCGUUUCCAUCUACUGCCAACUGGUUGACUUUGACGCAAUAUGCCUUCUGAAAAAACCUUCAAACAAAGAAGGACAUUCGAACAGAGAGUAGAAGAUGUCAGACUGAUCCGAGAGCAGCACCCCAACAAGAUACCAGUGAUCAUUGAGAGGUAUAAAGGAGAAAAACAGCUCCCCAUCCUGGACAAGACCAAGUUCCUGGUGCCAGACCACGUCAACAUGAGUGAACUCAUCAAGAUUAUCAGGAGGCGCCUCCAGCUGAACUCCAACCAGGCUUUCUUCCUGCUGGCUAACGGCCACAGCAUGGUCUCUGUGUCGGCAGCCAUCUCUGAGGUCUAUGAGCGUGAGCGGGACCAAGAUGGCUUCCUCUACAUGGUGUACGCCUCCCAGGAGACCUUUGGCACUGCCACCAUUGCCCAGUGAACGGCUUCCUUCUUCUUCCACCUGGCAGGCCAUCGGACAAUUGUAGUUCUUAGCCCCCUCCGUGUUUAUGCCACACACCUUUAGUCUUGCCUGUAAGAACUAAAACACAAACCGCUAAAUUUAAACACAUCGUACGAUAAUAUCCCAGUUUGAUUUGGUUCGGGUUGUGAUCUCUAUAUCAGUGCUGCGAUGAGCAAAUAGACUGCAACCCUGAAGCAUAAAGCCACAAGGGUUAACCAGAACAGCAGAGUUUGAGUAGAGAAAUCCCCAAAUCUGACUAUGACUCAGGCCAAUAGAGUCUUUUAGUGCGUCUCUGCUUCUUCAUCGUCCUCUCUGGUGAAUCAUGUCCGCUGUCAUGGCAACGUACCGCCUGUUAUUUUCAGUGUUGUGGUUACGCGUGUCCUCAGCUGUAUUCAUGUUAAUGUAUAUAUACAUUUCAGGUAGUAAUAUAACAUAAAAGUGGUGACGCUCCACCACUUAUCAAUAUAUACAUUAGCCAAUGAACAAAGCCAACUUCUUUUAAGGUUUUUGGAGACGGGCACUAGAGAAAGUUGAGGGUUUCUGGUUCAAAUGUUGUUUUUAGUGGAGCAUUUUGUUGCAAAGGGGAAAGUUGUAGAUUUGUAGUCUCGGUCAGAGUACUUCUGCCAGAGAAAAUUGCAAAAUGAAGUAGAGAAGAUAUUUGUUAAUCGAAUCUGCCGUGUGUGACGUUCCCUCAGCGGUCCUUCUUUGGUGUUUUUAUCCCUCCCUGCCUUGUAUCCUAAAACGUCUUCACUGUAACAGAAAUAUGUUGGGGAACUGCUUUUGCUCUUGAAAUGGAUGAUUGUAGUUUGCAACAAAAAUUGCCUUGGUGUACAGAUAAUAUUGACUUUGAAUAUAAAAGGGGUUCCAAUGAGAGUGUAACCAAGUAACCACUUUGGACACUACAAGGAGCAUGGUCUGAUUGCAUGUGUGAAUGGAGGAUCAUGGUGUUGCUGUAAAUGCUGAUGAAGGGAGGGGGUUGCCAGUUUCACUUCCUUUUUUUAUCUCCUUUGUCACGAGUAUUUAUUAAGGUGAUCAAGGAAGGAAAUAAGAAACAAAGUGAAACACUACACGUCGGUGUUCUGCCUUUGACCUACAGGCCUGAUUUCCCAGAGCUGUCACUGUUGUUCUGUUUCACUUCACUGAAAUUCAACAAGCACUUUCACUGUGGGGAACGUACACCUGCCCAGUGGGUUUCUAAGGGCUGCAAAACAUUUGAAUAUCCUGUCUGUCUAUAGAUAAUCCUUCACUGUCUGUGCUGUGCUUCUCCUCCUCCUCACCAUCUUCUUAAUAGAUCGAGGUUUAGCUGCUUUUAUAUUGCAGUAUUUUAUCAUUUUGGUUCUUUUUAUUUGAUGUGAUUUUUAUUUCAUUGUACGACAUGUCUUUACUCUUCGCUGUCUACAUUAUGUGAAGUACAAAGCCACCGUGUGUUUGUUACAGAGGGGUGGAGCGUUUGUUUCGGUGGUCUUUUCUGCCUGCCCCUCUGUUUCACACACACAUAUCCACACACAGCAAUAUCACACAGCCCCCUCUUACGUAUUUAUGUUGGUAUUUUGUAAACAAUAAAAUGAGAAAAAAAAGAUAAA